Molecule: messenger RNA, 3288 nt
Organism: Talaromyces atroroseus
Lineage: Eukaryota; Fungi; Ascomycota; Eurotiomycetes; Eurotiales; Trichocomaceae
Product: Nitrite reductase
Exons: 9
Coding region: 1-3288 (1095 amino acids)
Molecular function (GO): nitrite reductase [NAD(P)H] activity; 2 iron, 2 sulfur cluster binding; heme binding
Source: RefSeq, a predicted model, not a curated record
AUGGCGGUUCCAACAGAGGAAGCCAGCGCAUUAACGGCGGGCACCAUACCCAACGGCGAAAGUCACCAUCAGCACUAUGAGAAGAAGACAUCCGGACGAAAGAAGAUCGUUAUUGUAGGGUUGGGAAUGGUCGCCAUCUCCUUCAUUGAAAAAUUACUAAAAUUGGAUGCCGAGCGACGAGAAUAUGACAUAGUAGUUAUUGGUGAAGAGCAGCACCUAGCAUAUAAUCGCGUUGGAUUGUCGACGUUUUUUGAGCACCGGAAAGUUGAGGACUUAUAUCUGAAUUCGCAAGAAUGGUACUCAUCCUUCACGGAUGGGUCGUUCAAUUAUCACUUGAACACUUGCGUAACAGAAAUCGACCCUGCGAAGAAACAAGUUUAUACUUCGACUGGCCAAUGGGUUGCCUACGAUUUGCUGAUCCUGGCAACAGGCUCUGAUGCCAUGCUUCCUGAGACUACGCCGGGCUAUGAUGCCAAAGGCGUCUUCGUGUAUAGAACAAUCACUGACUUGGAACGACUUAUUGAAUUUGCGAGCCACCACAAAGGCGAAACGGGCGUCACUGUGGGCGGAGGCUUGCUAGGCCUCGAAGCAGCCAAGGCCAUGACCGAUUUACGGGACUUUGGCAGCGUCAAGCUGAUCGACAGAAACAAAUAUGUUCUUGCGCGGCAGUUAGACGCCGACGCAGGAGGACUGGUGACCGAGAAAAUUCGAGAACUCGGCUUGGACGUCAUGCAUCAGAAGAGGGUUGCCCGAAUUGAAACAGACGAAGGGAACAAUUGCACAGUUAACUGCAUUCGGCAAGAGCUGACCCAAGGACAUCGACAGAUCGGAGUCAAGCCACGUGAUGAACUCGGCGCCAAAGCUGGCAUUGAAUGUGCUCCUCGAGGAGGGUUUAUCAUCAACGAAAGUCUCGAAACAUCGGUCCCUGGCAUCUAUGCCGUGGGAGAGUGCGCCAGCUGGGAGAACCAGACUUUCGGCAUCAUCGCUCCUGGAAUUGAAAUGGCGGAUGUGCUCUCUUUCAACCUGACCCAUUCAGACAAGGAACGAAAGCGCUUUCAUCGUCCAGAUCUAAGCACAAAGUUGAAGUUGCUCGGUGUUGAUGUGGCCAGCUUCGGUGACUUCUUCGCAGACCGAGAUGGGCCAAGAUUCCUGCCUGGCCGCCGAGCAUCGAUUGAGAAGUUGAGACCAUUUGAAAAAUCGGGAGAACAGAAAAAAACUGCCAGCAAAGUCAAGGCGUUGACAUACAAAGAUCCAUUUGGUGCUGUCUAUAAGAAAUACCUCUUCACUUUGGAUGGAAAGUACCUACUGGGUGGAAUGAUGAUUGGGGAUACCAAAGACUACAUCAAGCUAAACCAAAUGGUCAAAUCUCAGAAGGAACUAGACGUUCCUCCGAGUCAGUUCAUACUAGGCGCACAGAACGGCGGUGAAGAGAAUGCGGAUGAUCUUGACGAUGACACUCAGAUAUGUUCUUGCCAUAAUGUUACCAAAGGUGAUGUAGUGGAGAGUGUUAAAAAUGGCACUUGUUCAACAAUUGCACAAGUAAAAUCUUGCACCAAGGCUGGCACCGGAUGCGGAGGUUGUAUGCCAUUAGUCCAGUCUAUAUUCAACAAAACCAUGCUUGAACUGGGUCAAGAGGUUUCCAACCACUUGUGUCCCCACAUUCCAUAUUCGCGUGCGGACUUGUAUAAUGUGAUUGCCAUCAAGCAAUUGAAGACGUUUGUCGAAGUUAUGCAAGCUUGUGCCAAGAACCCCGAUUCUCUGGGCUGUGAGAUUUGCAAGCCAGCCAUCGCUUCAAUCUUGUCAAGUCUCUUUAAUCCCCAUCUCAUGGAUAAGCAAGUCCACGAGCUUCAAGACACAAACGAUAGGUUCCUGGCCAAUAUUCAGCGCAACGGAACUUUCUCAGUUGUCCCGCGUGUUCCCGGUGGUGAAAUUACCCCUGAAAAGCUUAUUACUAUCGGACAGGUGGCGAAGAAAUACAGCCUGUAUUGUAAAAUCACGGGGGGUCAGAGAAUCGACCUGUUUGGUGCCAAGAAGCAAGACCUUCUUGCCAUCUGGACUGAGCUGAUAGAUGGCGGUAUGGAGAGUGGCCAUGCAUACGCUAAGUCGCUGAGAACAGUCAAGAGUUGUGUCGGAACUACCUGGUGCAGAUUCGGUGUUGGCGACAGUGUCGGUAUGGCCAUUCGUCUUGAAGAACGAUACAAGAGUAUUCGAAGUCCUCAUAAGUUCAAGGGCGGCGUGUCUGGCUGCGUGAGGGAAUGUGCUGAGGCACAGAGUAAAGACUUUGGUCUUAUUGCAACCGACAAGGGGUUUAAUAUCUUUGUUGGAGGCAAUGGAGGUGCCAAGCCACGACAUGCAGAGCUGUUGGCUAAAGAUGUUCCGCCGGAAGAAGUUGUUCCUAUCGUGGAUCGUUUCCUUAUCUUUUACAUUCGCACUGCCGACAAACUUCAGCGUACAGCGCGAUGGAUUGAAAAUCUACCUGGGGGUCUCAAGUACCUACAAGAAGUUAUCUUGGAGGAUAAGCUUGGGAUAUGCGCAGAUAUGGAGCGACAAAUGGAAGAACUUGUCGGCAGUUAUUUCUGCGAGUGGACGGAAACCAUCAAUAACCCAGAGAGACGCAAAUAUUUUGAGCAGUUUGGCAACACAUCGGAGACCGUUGAGACGGUGGAAGUGGUGAAAGAACGUGACCAAAAUAGACCAGCAUACUGGCCGAAGGACUCGGCGAGCGAUGACUUUAAGGGCCAUCAGUGGUCUAGCGUGACAUGGCAGCCGGUCAUUGAAGCCAGCCAUUUCUCCGAUGCGAAACCGCAAGUAUCAUCUGCCAACAUCAAACGGGGCGAUACACAGUUGGCCAUUUUCAAGAUCAAAGGCAAAUACUACGCGACGCAGCAGAUGUGUCCUCACAAGCGCGCAUUUGUGCUUUCGGAUGGUCUUAUUGGCGAUGACGAUUCGGGCAAGUACUGGGUAUCCUGUCCAUACCACAAGCGCAACUUUGACUUGAACGGCGAGCAAGCCGGUCGAUGCUCGAAUGAUGAAGCGAUGAACAUUGCUACAUUUCCUGCCGAAGAACGAGAGGAUGGCUGGGUAUACCUGAAGUUACCGCCUACUGAUGAACUUGACACGGUGCUUGGGACGGAAAAAUGGAAGAUCAAGAAAACCGAAUCAGAGAACCCAUUUGAAAAGGUUGACAAGAUCUACAAGGGUGUGCGAGGAAAGAAGAUCCACGAUAUCAAAGUUCAGACUCGCGAAAUUACCGUGGGUGGCGGUGGCGCCAACGGGAUUGAUUGGUGA